Caretta caretta (loggerhead turtle) is the source of this 1517-nucleotide messenger RNA. RefSeq names its product zinc finger protein 688-like. NCBI's taxonomy places the organism in Eukaryota, Metazoa, Chordata, Testudines, Cheloniidae. The record is from RefSeq and is a predicted model, not a curated record. Gene Ontology annotation, biological process: regulation of DNA-templated transcription.
GUUACAAAUGGAGAUGGCUCUGAUGUAGGGAGAUGCCCCUCUGAUUUGAGGACCAUCUCGGCAAAGGGGGAUUGGACCAGCCAAAGCAGUGACCCUCUGGAGCCCUGUUUGGGGUGCCCCGGCUUGACCCCCCUCACUGGCCCUGAGGGCCACUCCCUCCCCAUAUCCCCUGCCCUUGCUAUGAGCUGUGGCAGCUAAUCUUCCCCAGCCCUGUAUUCAUCAGCUUGUGGAGUGGGGCAGGGGGCAGCCUGCACUGGCUGAUUGGGAACUUGCUUUUGCAGGCACAUGAAAAUGUGAGCGAUGGAUCCCUGCGAGGUGGACAGAUCAGGGUGACGGCUGCUGACCGGCUCCCAGCCCCGGACACCUUGCGUCACCUGCCGACAUGUCUGAAGGGCUCUCCCGCAAGGUCCCGGUGACGUUUGACGACGUUGCCAUCUAUUUCUCUGAGGAGGAGUGGGAGAUUUUGGCAGAAUGGCAGAGGGAGCUUUACAAGGAGGUGAUGAAGGAGAACCUGGAGACUGUGCUUUCUCUAGGAUUCCAGAUCCCCAGACCUGGCAUCGUGUCCCUGAUGGAGCGAGGGGGAGAGGCUUGUGUCCAGUAUCCCAAGGACCCUGCACCUGAGACCCACUUUGGGGGAGACGGCUUGCUAGGCCCUGACCAAGAAGCGGACGCCAUCGAGCGGGUUGCGGAGCGGCCUAGAGAAGCCCCUUCUCUCCCCAGCUGUGAUGCACGUGUCCAGUGGGGCUGGAGCAGCUGCAGCGAGUUGGGACCGCGGGGGCAGCCUGGGUUACUGGGCCCCUGGGGAGCUGGCUCUGGAGCUGUGCCCGACGGGCGCGAAGACACCUCCGGGCUGCAGCCGAACCGCCAGCAGAGCCAGGCAGAGGAGCAGCCGCGCCCGCGCCCCCGGGCCCGCACACGGGCGAGAAGCCCCACGCCUGCGCCCAGGGCGGGAAGAGCGUCGUCAAGCGGUGCGCACCGUGGGGGACCUUCAUCCUGCGCUCCAACCUGGUGCCGCACCUGCGCACCCGCUCCGGCGAGCGCCCCUAGCGGAGUGCCCAGGGCCGGAAGGGAUUCAUCCGCCACUCCCAGCUCCCGCGCCCCGGGGACGGGGAGCCCCCCUGCCGCUGCCUCAAGGGCGUCCACCAGCCGACCAACCUGGCCACUCACCAGUGGACUCACCUGGCGGAGGGGGCCCUGCCAUGCAGCCAGCCGGGCCGGGCCUUGCUGAGCCCCAGGGAGAGCUGGGAGCAAUGUUCCCUCUCAAUUUUUGACAGGCCGUGUGCGCAGAAAAUCUCUUCUGUGCAAAUGGCUGUGCACGCGGUGUGUCGCCGUGUGCACGGGGUUUGGGAUCUGUGUGCGCACGCACAUGUGCACAGCUUGCAGGGCACGGGGCCUAGGAGGGAAGCAGCCGACGCGGUCGGAGGCUGGCGGAGCCGGCUCCUGUUCAGCCAGGCCUGCAUUCCUCUGGCAACACCAACAGGGUCCUAGGUGGGCAACACUCAGCCAAGCACCGUACC